Messenger RNA from Spodoptera litura, 1167 nucleotides. RefSeq lists its product as uncharacterized. The record is from RefSeq and is a predicted model, not a curated record. NCBI's taxonomy places the organism in Eukaryota, Metazoa, Arthropoda, Insecta, Lepidoptera, Noctuidae.
GCCUAUCUAUUCUUCCUAAUUGAAUGGCUAAUACAUUUCUCGGUAAGGAUUGCUCGAUUACUGGAAUUUGAGCUUAUGUGUAGACAUGCUGUUUUGACUAGAGAUGAUGCCACACAAGUGUCUAACCUUACAGUUGAGAGUUAUGUUUCUAUUCAAGAACCAACAAUUAAUAUACGCGAGGCAAAACAAAAAGAGGUGGUAUCAGAUGCACACAGGCCAAAAGCAGCAGAAUAAGUUAGAAAUGAGUUUAUAUCGUCACUACUGGACCAAUCAACAAAAUCGACGGACCGGGAAAUAGGAACAUUUAAGCACCAUACAGGAUUUAUUCGUUGAAAAAGUUCCAUUCCAGAUAGAUAGACAGGCUAACGCCAAAAAAGAAUAAAAUUUACAAAUUCACAAAACGAAUGCUUGUCAUGAACUUGUCAAUAGAAUGUCACAAAUAAAGUGUUAUAGAAAUGCCCCAAAAAAGAGAAAAGUGAAUUAAAAUAAAACUGGUUUCCACAAAAAUGCCAUAGAAAGGUUGCCUUACGAUACAACAAACUAAGAUCAACACGAUGGACGCCAGCUGCAUGAUUUUGACGUGCCUACUCUUAAUACAAAUGGCCAUAGUUUUAAUCAUGCUGAACCCUAUCUACGACGUCAUGAAGCUAACGCAGUUUAUUAAUAACCUAACAAAGUGCUACAGACGUACAUAUCUAUUCUUCAUUGCAUUUUACUUUACAUCAGUUUUAUAUCUUGGAAUGUAUCUUCCUCUCCAAAGUAUUCACAAGUUGAUUUUCUGCGUCAAUUUACACGAAUAUGAUAAGAUGACCCUGCUUCACAACGUCGAGAAAAACUACAUCACAGCUGGUUUCUCUUUAUUCCUUGUCGUCGUGAUCUAUGGAGUGAGAGCUCUGCUUUCCUACACCGCAAGUCUAACUCUUGUCUCCGAUAAACAAGAUAUGCUAGGAACAAGAGACAAACAAUUAUUUAAUGAAAAUAUCUUACCCAAUCUACUGAGAGUCAAGAGGUCAAUAUCCUACGAAACUGUUUUAUUUACAAACGAACUUAGAGAACAACUGAAGAUUAUAAUUAAGAACAUGGAAUUACCACACCAGAAGAGCACAAUUUCAAGUCUCUUAGAGGCGAACAAUGCUACCAGGGAGUGAUUGUACUUUUUAUUUACUU